Messenger RNA from Uloborus diversus, 930 nucleotides. RefSeq lists its product as uncharacterized. Bases 1 to 930 code for a protein of 309 amino acids. NCBI's taxonomy places the organism in Eukaryota, Metazoa, Arthropoda, Arachnida, Araneae, Uloboridae. The transcript is spliced from 2 exons. The record is from RefSeq and is a predicted model, not a curated record.
AUGAUAGCAUGGUGCCUACGUUUCAUUAAAAAUGCUCCAUAUCCCAAAAAUCGAAACAUUGGCUAUCUGACUAGUGAUGAAAUGAAAGCCGCUAGAAAUAUUUUGGUGAAGAUAGUUCAAAAGCAAGAGUUUUCCACUGAGUAUAUUCAUUUGGAGAAUAAAAAACCACUUCCUGCUAAUAGUAAAUUACUUUCCUUAAAGCCAUUUAUAAAUGAAGAUGGUGUAAUACGAGAUGGUGGUAGACUGGAAAAUGCUCCUUUUUCAAAUGAAAGAAAACAUCCCAUUCUAAUGCCAAAGAAUCACCACUUAACUACCAUUAUCAUACGCUCCUAUCAUGAAACAUAUUUACAUGCGGGUACUAUUCUUUUGUUAUCUGUUAUACGAAUUUGGGAGGCAGCUGUCAAAUCCGCUAAAUCUCACCUAAAACGUACAAUAGCAGACCAAAAAUUGACUUUGGAAGAAUUUUCAACGCUAACGACACAAAUUGAAUCUUGUUUAAAUUCCCGACCGUUGAGCCCUUUGUCAGAGGAUCCAUCCGAAAUGUCUGCUCUUACUCCUGGGCAUUUCUUGGUUGGUACAUCGCUUUCUUCAAUACCAGAAGAAAAUCUUCUCAACGAAAAAAUUCCCCCUUCUUAUCGCUGGAAAUUAACUCAACAGAUUUUUCAGAGUUUCUGGAAACGAUGGUUAAAUGAAUAUGUUUCCGCGUUGCAACAGCGAUCCAAAUGGGUACGAGAACAACCAAAUAUUAAAGUAAAUGAUUUAGUUUUAAUUAAAGAGGACAACGUUCCUCCUCUAAGGUGGAGGUUAGGUAGAGUAAUGGAAGUUUUUCCUGGUUCGGAUCAGAAUGUGCGAGUUGUUAACAUAAAGACCGAUACUGGAUUUUUUCGCCGACCAAUUUAUAAAGUAGCAGUUUUGCCUAAUAUGGACUGA